Platichthys flesus (European flounder) is the source of this 3991-nucleotide messenger RNA. RefSeq lists its product as uncharacterized. The record is from RefSeq and is a predicted model, not a curated record. Bases 19 to 1794 code for a protein of 591 amino acids. Lineage: Eukaryota; Metazoa; Chordata; Actinopteri; Pleuronectiformes; Pleuronectidae. The transcript has 18 exons.
GGUUGGAAACACGGGGGGAUGAAAAUGAUGGCGACCGUAGCAGAGGAGAUAAGAACCCACACAAGCCCCCGCCCCGUCCCCGACAGCAGCCUCAGCACUGUGUCCAUCCAAAUCAGGCGGAAGCACCAGGAUAGACAGUGGAGGCUGCGCUUUGUUUACCUGCAGUGCUAUUUCUUGACCAUUGCAACAAUACUAGGAACUGGAAUCUUAGGUCUUCCAGUAACAAUAGCCCACGCCGGACUGGUGCCUUUCCUUGUCUCCUUUCUUAUUGGCUUUUUUGUCCAGGGCUUGCUCAUCUACCUGUUUGUAGAGCUUCUUCAGAAAUGUCAGGUGGUGCAGCUGGAAUCUUUAAAGGCGGAAGUGGCAGAGUGUAUUGUGAUGAAUCGGGUGUGUGUGGAGGAUCCAGCUCUCACAGAGGAUGAGGAUGAAGAUGAGGGUGAAAAUGCAGAAGCAGAUACAGGUUUGCUGCAGCCGGAUGCAGUUUCUCUGCACAACGAGGAGGAAGGAUUUCAGCCUAACCUUCAUCUGCUCGGCCACAUUUUCCUCUCGCGGCCCAUGAGCCACGCCUUCAACUUCAUCCUCCUCUUCCAGUUUAUUUCUAUUGGGAUUAGUUAUGUCUUGGCUGGCAGUGAGGCCUACGCUGCUCUUCUUAAUGUCAGUCACAUAUAUGUGAUUCCGGCCUUCACCUGGAUUCUGACUCUCGCUAUUUUACUGGGACACACAGUCAUCAAGCCAAUCACGUCCGUGCUCACCCUGCUGAAAGGAAUCCUGCUCAUGGUCACGGUGGCUGUGACAUUUGCAGUGGGGUCAGAGGUCGGCCUUCAGAGCAGCAGUGACUUCAGUCAGAUGGGGAAACCUUUCCUAAUGGGCACAGUGGCGCUGGGGGGGAUUGUAAACGUGAUGCCUUUGCUUUUCUCACAGAUCUCGCACAACAAAACACAGAUCCUGUGGUUUCGUCGAGCAGUUCUUGGCGGCCUGACAACCUGCACUGUACUCAACAUCCUCUGGUGCUGGGCAGUGCUGGAAAUUGUUCCCCAAACAUCUUUACCAGAGUUGCGGACGGCAGUUGGGACGAAUACCCAUCUUGAAUCCAACAGCACACCUGGACCUGCACACCUUCUGAUAUACUCCAACAUCUCACUAGAGGAGUCUGAGAAAGCAGGAGAGAUUGCAACCAUCCCACUGACAAAGAUUAUUAAUGAACGUUACAGGGCGUACUCCUGGGUGGCUGAGCUGAUACAGGUGUUUAUGGCCAUCAGUGUCACUGUGUCCUUCCUGGUGAUGGGAUCUGCCAUGAAACACACCAUUGAUGGUCUGGUGAGCUCGAUGUGGAGCAAAAGGCUGGAGUGGCUGUCUAAAGCCUGGGAGAGAAAUCUGCCAAACAAACACCACAUCUGCUCGGCAAGAAGCUUGGCCAAAGGAUUCAUGUCCCUGCUCGCAUUUCUUGCCAUCUUUAUCGUGUCAGUGUUUGAUCCCAGGGGUUUUAUUGUCAUGUUGGACAAAGUUGUGUCGUUCUCUCUCAACACUGAAGUGGGACUGUUUGUCUUCAUCAUGCUGAGAGAAUCCAGAGAGGACAGAUUCCAACACCUCGCAGUCCCUCUUCCCGUGGGCGACUGCAUCUUCAGCCUCACUUGGCUGCUCCCCACCUACUUCCUGUUUGCUGUGACUUACGACGUCCUGCAGACGCUGGCAGACGUGGCUCAUUACCUGCAUUUCUACAGCCCCGGUCAGGAAGCACAUUACCAGAAUCUGAGCAUGAGCAUCCCAGCAGUCAAUGUCUCUGCGCUGCUCUGAUCCAAUGAUUCAAGAAACAAGAGAUGGACCACAACGGGUUGAAGUUGCCAAAAAUCUGAUGCUUAGCAAGAGCUUCUUUUUUUUCUCUUGUAUUCACAUUUAUCAAGCUCUUGAUGUAAUCCUAAAAGUUUGAAUUUAGGCUUGUUUGUUUUUGCGACGCACCCUCCCAUGAUCACCUAACAAUCUUACAGUGCAGCGGUAGGGGGCGCCCAAGUCUCAGUUUCUUCAGGAGCUUUUUCCAUGAGAACAGACCUGUAGGUGUCUACAGGAUCCAAGCAAAUAUUGUCAGAGUAAAUAUCAAUGAUGUAAACGAGUCUCUCUCUGCCUCCCUCUCACCAGGGUUGCCAGGUCUGUGUGACAAAAACAGAACAAUUACUAAAAACAGGUCCACCACCCAGGGGACAAAACUAAACAGUAGUCCAAGUCUACAUGGAAACAGUUAAUAAUACUCAGACAUAUGGAUGGGGGGGGGGGGGGUUGUGCCAUUAUAACCUACUGAAGGAGACAGGUGACAUUUACAUGAUAAGAGUAAACUUGGUCACCCACACCAUGUGACAAUUACAUAAUCCAUACGUACAUCCCCAAACAUCAGUGAUGAGUAGGUCAUCGCCUUUUUUAGUUUGAAUUUAUUCACAAUACAACUUCUAGUCGGAAUAUCAAUUUUUCAUUUGUAAAAACAAUACUCACUAACUGAAAACUGCAAGGAUACAGUAGCAAAUUCAUAUGAAUAUAUAAUAUAGAUAUCUAAAUAAUAGACCACAAUGCUGUUGCUGUCCAAGCUUUUGUGUCUAUAUGUUUGUUUGAACGACAGGUCGAGCAGACACAAGAACUUAAUUUACAAACAGGUAAUGAAGUAGUGAACAUGCAGUUUAAAAACACAACCACUGUAAUUGUUAUUACUGUAUAUAUAAUUGUAUAUCGACACAUAUAUACAAACAUUUUACUGAAAUACUUGAGACUAUAUAUAAUAUGCUGUAAACUGAGCCACUAUCGAUAUACUAUAAAGAGUAUUUAAAAUUUCAACUAUUAAAAUCUAAAUUAUUUAUUUAAUUAAUUAUUCUAUUAUUAACUUCACUUCUUUAAGCUCUGUCAUCAUGAAAUCGGUGACUUUUAUAGCUUAUAAUGUUUUGGGGAAAUUAUUAAUGACUUGAAUAGUUUCUUUACUAUAAUUUGUCACCAAAAACCUUAACAGUUAGUUUUCAAGUGCAGUUUUCCAAACUUCUCAACAUUUUUACAUUCACGUAAUGACCCUUUGAACGGGGGGGAGCCUUAUUAUUCUCCACGCCUCAUCAGUAUUCACAGUGAAACAUUUGGUUCCCUUUGGAUUUAGACAAGUUCAAAUGCAUGUUCAGAAAUUCAGGAAGAUUUGAUUCAGUCAUGCUCUCUCUGGAUUUCUCCUCCCAACACACAAAUGUGUCUUGACGUAAAAUUAGAAAAUGAAAUUGCUUAUAAAGUGAUAUAAUCAAGUGCAUAAUUAUGUUCCUCUUUACUCCAAAAUGGCAUUGCUCAAACAUGGCACUGGUAAAUGUUCCCAGUUCCAGUCUCCAGUCCAAAGGUGUGAAACGUCUUUGGCGGACGCUACUGUUCUGUUCUGAUUUCAGCAUCAGUCUCAUUAAGUCUAAUUAUUGUCUCAUCUGCAAUGGGAUCAAAUAAAUUACAGGAAAAUUUAUUUGAUCCCAGCAGUCAUGGCUCGCAACCGGAGUGGAGCCAGUGUUCAUUUGCAAUCAGUGUUAAGUUAGGAGGGAAAAAUCCAAAUGGCUCCAACUUCCUUUGUAGAUUUGAAAUAAUACAUCAUCCCCUUUUCACCCACUUUGAAAAUCCCUGCUUUAUAAAACACAGAGAGAAAGAAGCAUGUUUCUUUCUGAUCACGUUGUUUUCUGCUGCGCACCACAGAGUUUACCCGCAUGUAGACAUCAACACGAGGACGCUUCAAGCUCUGUGAAUCAACAUUAUAUCGGUUUAUUCAAUUCAUUCAAAUAAAUUGAUUUUGACCUGAAUAAAACUUGCUGGUGAUAUGAGUAUUCUUAUUUCUGUUGGGACCUGUGAGGUACAAUAAGAGGCCAGGUCUCCCUCUUCUACAAUCCUACCAAGGAGGCAGGCGGCCAGCUCUCUUCUCCUGCAUCGCCGAGGGGGAGCCUGGCUGCUCCAGCACAUCAUCUCUUCCCAUCUAGGAUUGGGGCGCAAAGGUGCAGCUUCC